Pan troglodytes (chimpanzee) is the source of this 2245-nucleotide messenger RNA. RefSeq names its product solute carrier family 25 member 28 (gene SLC25A28). Gene Ontology annotation, biological process: iron import into the mitochondrion. Lineage: Eukaryota; Metazoa; Chordata; Mammalia; Primates; Hominidae. The coding region runs from base 1121 to 1918 and encodes 265 amino acids. The transcript has 4 exons. The record is from RefSeq and is a predicted model, not a curated record. Gene Ontology annotation, molecular function: ferrous iron transmembrane transporter activity. Gene Ontology annotation, cellular component: mitochondrial membrane.
GAAGACGCCCGUGCUCCCUAGCGCAGGAGGUCCUAAGGCCGGGAAUCGCUGGCCUUGCCUCUCAGGACCCGGGCUGACCCGAGGGAGGGAGAAGCCCUCAUCGCCAGGCGGGGGACCCAUCAGCGCGCCGGCUCAGGGACAAAAUACUGAUGCUUCAGACUCGGCCAGGCCGUGCGUCCGAGCUUCCCCACAGCCGCCGCACUUCCCUGCUGCCUUUGGGAUGCGGCCUCCAGCCCCGCCUCGCCACCGGCCGUCAACUGUGAAUCAUCCCGCCCAUUUCGACAUCUUCCUCCCCCGCCUUCGGCUCUUGGCCUGGCGCAGAGCCCAGUGACAGCCGGGGCCCGGGGAACCUCAUUCAUUCAACACUUGUUGGGUUUACUGUGCGAAUGUGGAUGCGAGGCUCAGUGCCGGGCGCUGGGGCCUGAGGAGCACCGGGUCCGGCCAGAGGGCCCAAUACUCCAGACCCGACCAGAGUCUAGCGGGCCGCCGCGGUCCCCCCCGGAGGUGAGGCGGUUCCCAGCCCGCAUGUCGCAACGGCUUCCCGGACAGGCUGCGGGUCGCGCCAGCCAGGGGAUGACCGGCCCAGGCCGGCCCCGCCUCACGCCCGCGACGAGAUCCCGCGGGAACACGGCUCUCCGGGGCCAGGGCCGCCUGCUCUCCAGCCACGCGUCUCAGAAUUUGAGGAGCGCACUGGAGCGCGGGUCGUAACGGCGCCCGUCAGCAGUUUGACGUUGAAGGCCUGUCGCCGCCCCGCCCCCGACGCGAUCCCGCGCACAGGGACCGCAGCUCUGCAGGCGCUAGUGAGGGGCCCGAAGUCGGCCCCUAGAGUCCCUGGGCGCGUCGCUCUUUCUGUAGCCAAUCGGGGACCGACGUGGUGCGGGCCAAUGGCCGCGGUCAAAGUAUCAAGAGUGGUUGAGCCUAUCAAAGUUCAGCCUUAAGUUUCUCCCGCCCUUCUAAAAGUCAGAGGCGGGUUGAUCGCACAUGUCGGCCAAUCAGUGACCAAUAAACAAGAAGCUUCUAAGAUCAAAGGGGAAAAGGUGGGAUGUAGGCGCUAGCAACGCCUCAGGGCGGAGGAAUGACAGGCGACUUCGCUAAUACUACCGGCUGAUUUUUCACCCGGAUGCAGAGUCUACAGCCUGACCCAGCUGCCCGCUAUCGCAAUGUGUUGGAGGCCCUCUGGAGGAUUAUAAGAACGGAGGGCCUAUGGAGGCCCAUGAGGGGGCUGAACGUCACAGCAACAGGCGCAGGGCCUGCCCACGCCCUUUAUUUUGCCUGCUACGAAAAGUUAAAAAAGACAUUGAGUGAUGUAAUCCACCCUGGGGGCAAUAGCCAUAUUGCCAAUGGUGCGGCCGGGUGUGUGGCAACAUUACUUCAUGAUGCAGCCAUGAACCCUGCGGAAGUGGUCAAGCAGAGGAUGCAGAUGUACAACUCACCAUACCACCGGGUGACAGACUGUGUACGGGCAGUGUGGCAAAAUGAAGGGGCCGGGGCCUUUUACCGCAGCUACACCACCCAGCUGACCAUGAACGUUCCUUUCCAAGCCAUUCACUUCAUGACCUAUGAAUUCCUGCAGGAGCACUUUAACCCCCAGAGACGGUACAACCCAAGCUCCCACGUCCUCUCUGGAGCUUGCGCAGGAGCUGUAGCUGCCGCAGCCACAACCCCACUGGACGUUUGCAAAACACUGCUCAACACCCAGGAGUCCUUGGCUUUGAACUCACACAUUACAGGACAUAUCACAGGCAUGGCUAGUGCCUUCAGGACGGUAUAUCAAGUAGGUGGGGUGACCGCCUACUUCCGAGGGGUGCAGGCUAGAGUAAUUUACCAGAUCCCCUCCACAGCCAUCGCAUGGUCUGUGUAUGAGUUCUUCAAAUACCUAAUCACUAAAAGGCAAGAAGAGUGGAGGGCUGGCAAGUGAAGUAGCACUGAACGAAGCCAGGGGUUCAGAUGACACUGCUGCAUCCUGCUCACAUUCUCUGUCUCCUGGAAUGCUCCCACCUCAAGUGGAGUUAGAAGGAAGGUAGAGGGGCUCUCCCCCAGGAUUUUGGUGUUUUGACUAACACCAGUUCCUGCCAACCUCUGUUGCCACCACCUUUCCUUCCAGGCCCUAAGCACGUGCAGCAAAGCACACCGCAGCACCUUUGAUAACCUCUCUCCAUCCUGGGCCUGAUGACCUGCUCUAGACUGUUAUAGAGGGAUAAGCAGCUCAUUCCCCUGGUUCCUAAUAAAAAGCCUUUAAAUUAAA